UUGCAAAAACCCUCCUCACUCAGUCUCGUCUACCCUUUCCUCUCUGGCUCUCUGCUCCUCGCCGCCGCCGCCGCAGCAUCUCCACCGGUCGGACGCCUUCUCCCCUCGCCGGCGCGCGAAGAUGCUGGACAUCAACCUCUUCCGCACGGAGAAGGGCGGCGACCCGGAGCUGAUCCGCAAGUCGCAGCUCAGCCGCUCCACCCCCGAGUCCGCCGCCGCCAACGUCGCGCUCGUCGACGAGGUCAUCGCACUCGACGACCAGUGGCGCCAGAGGCAGUUCGAGCUCGAUAAAAUCCGGCAGGAGCUCAACAAAACCAGCAAGGAAAUCGGCAAGCUCAAGGCUAAAAAGCAGGAUGCAACGGCUCUGAUUCAGAGCACGGAAGAAAUUAAAAAGAGGUUGGCUGCCAAAGAGACUGAGGUGCAGGAGGCCAAGGGCACACUCGAUGCCAAGCUCGUGACGAUUGGAAACGUUGUGCAUGAAUCCGUCCCUGUCAGCGACGACGAGGCAAACAAUUUAAUCGUACGGACAUGGGGAGAGAGGAGGUUGGAGGGGAACUUGAAGAAUCAUGUGGAUCUUUGUAAGAUGCUGGACAUUGUAGCUUUGGAGAAAGGUGCUGAUGUAGCCGGUGGAAGGGGUUACUAUCUAAAGGAUGAAGGUGUCCUGCUGAACUUGGCAUUGAUAAAUUUUGGUCUUGCUUUUCUGAGAAAGCGAGGUUUCAAGCCAAUGCAAACACCUUUUUUCAUGAGAAAAGAGACUAUGGGAAAAUGUGCCCAAUUGGCCCAAUUUGAUGAAGAGCUUUACAAGCUAACAGGUGAUGGAGAGGAAAAGUAUCUCAUAGCUACAUCUGAGCAACCACUAUGCGCGUAUCAUCUAGGUGAUCGGAUAUAUCCUGCUGAAUUGCCAAUUAGAUAUGCUGGAUACUCCACCUGCUUCCGUAAAGAAGCUGGUUCACAUGGAAGGGACACGGCUGGCAUCUUCAGAGUCCACCAAUUUGAAAAGAUCGAGCAAUUCUGUGUUACAAGUCCGAAUGACAAUGAAUCCUGGGUGAUGCAUGAAGAGAUGAUUAAAAAUUCAGAAGAUUUCUACAAGGAGAUUGGACUACCGUAUCAAAUUGUCUCUAUUGUGUCUGGUGCUCUUAAUGAUGCUGCGGCUAAAAAGUAUGAUUUAGAAGCAUGGUUCCCAGCAUCAAAAACCUUCAGGGAAUUAGUGUCCUGCUCAAACUGCACAGAUUAUCAAGCAAGGAGACUUGGAAUAGGCUAUGGCCAGAAAAAGAAUGACGAGCAAUCCAAGCAAUUUGUUCAUAUGCUGAACUCAACAUUGACUGCCACUGAGAGGACCCUUUGUUGUAUUCUGGAGAAUUUCCAGAAGGAGAAUGGUGUCGAAGUUCCAAAGGCAUUGCAGCCCUACAUGGGUGGAAUCGAGUUCCUUCCUUUCAAGCAGCCUCUAGAUAGCAAACAAGUUGCUCGACUCCAAAUCAAAUAGUCUAAAGUCAGAGGGAAAUGCAGUCCGAGCUAGACGAGGGAUCAAAAAAAAUCUUGCUUGCAGACACUACUAGAUAUGAUCCAUCCUUCAAAAAAGUGUGUAGUUCAAAAUUUGUAGCAAUGAUGAUAACGUUACAGUUUGGCACAUUGUCUGAUUAUGUACUUGCACACUGACAUUCCAUAGGAUGUCUGGCAAUCCUGGAAUCUCCGCUUAAUUUACCAUAAGAUGUUAUUUUCAAUUCA
Messenger RNA from Oryza brachyantha (malo sina), 1725 nucleotides. RefSeq names its product serine--tRNA ligase. The transcript has 10 exons. Bases 122 to 1483 code for a protein of 453 amino acids. Gene Ontology annotation, molecular function: tRNA binding; ATP binding; serine-tRNA ligase activity. Gene Ontology annotation, biological process: seryl-tRNA aminoacylation. The record is from RefSeq and is a predicted model, not a curated record. Gene Ontology annotation, cellular component: cytosol. Lineage: Eukaryota; Viridiplantae; Streptophyta; Magnoliopsida; Poales; Poaceae.